Messenger RNA from Diprion similis, 1292 nucleotides. Its product is annotated as larval cuticle protein A2B-like. The coding region runs from base 220 to 669 and encodes 149 amino acids. Lineage: Eukaryota; Metazoa; Arthropoda; Insecta; Hymenoptera; Diprionidae. The transcript is spliced from 2 exons. The record is from RefSeq and is a predicted model, not a curated record. Gene Ontology annotation, cellular component: extracellular matrix.
UUCAUGAUUCACCGAGAGGCAUAGGCAAGUGCAAUGGCUGAUAGUGGUCAGGUGACAAAAAUGCAUCUGGAUAUAGCCAGCGGUGGAAUAGACGGGAGUGGUGCAGGGCCCUAGGAGUCUUUCCGUACUAUAUAAGUCGAGAUACAGUUCUGGAUGAUGUACUAAGUCUUCUGACUUCAUCGUUACUUCAUCGUGGCAAUUUAUAUCGAGUUGGAAGCGAUGGCAGUUAAGUGUUUCUUAUUCAUCGGGAUGAUCGCUGCCGCGCGUGGAGCAUUCCUUCAUCACCCAGUUCCAGCUGGAGCUGUGCUAACCGUGUCGAAGCCAGUCGACUCUCAUGACCCAAAUCCGCAGUACAACUACGCUUACAACGUCCAGGAUACCCUGACAGGUGAUUCGAAAAUGCAGCACGAGAUCAGGGACGGUGACGUAGUUCGUGGCAGCUACUCUCUCGUGGAACCCGAUGGAUCGCGUCGCGUCGUCGACUACACUGCUGACCCCAUAAACGGGUUCAAUGCCGUAGUUCACAAGGAACCUGCCAUAGUCAAGGCCGCAAUUGCCGCCACACCAGUCGCCCUGGCAAGACCUUUGACCGUCGCUCAUCAUCGCCUGCUGUACGCCUAUCCGGGUCCUGCUUAUUCACAUCGUACCCUGGGCUUGGUCCAUCAUUAAGACCGAUCAUGAAUUCAAUGAAUUAAAUAGCAACUUGAAAUGAUACCGCUAGAUCCUUGAUCAGUUGUGCUGAUUAUUUUUGGAACCAAGAACGUUGACGUUGAACGUUAACCACCAAUAACGAAAAUGUAGAUGCAGAUCAGAUUCUUCGGUACCAUUUUCGGUAGCUAUGCCGUCUAACACAUCGAUUGUAUUGAAUACCUCGUGGUUUUGUUUCCUCUUUGAGUAUAUUUAUAAUGUUAGUCACCAUAUUCUGUGUACAAUUAUAAGCUUUUUAUAUUAGCCUUCAAAGUGAAACUAUUCACAUCAUUGUAAUAGCUAGCAACUAUAAUCUAAGUGUCUGCAGCACUUAUGCAUUCAUAGCAAUAAAUCAUGUAACCACAUCAGAACAGCACCUUCUUUACCGUCCGGUUAUUACCGGCGGAGUGUAGAACUCCGGUUCACCGGACGGCCUAGAGACCAAGUAUAUGGUCUAACAGACCUUGCGGUUGUCGAUCUACAAGUGCAUUAAACCGGGAAUAGUUACACUUGCAAUUAGACACAGUCGAGCGAGCAUUUAAUGCGAUCAGAGUCGCGGUUUCCGUGACUGCGGGGAAAUGGGCGAGACACUGUCCGUCGUCGAG